This is a messenger RNA of Stomoxys calcitrans (stable fly), 3653 nucleotides long. It is a transcript of the gene Vps33B, whose product is annotated as vacuolar protein sorting-associated protein 33B. Bases 42 to 2078 code for a protein of 678 amino acids. NCBI's taxonomy places the organism in Eukaryota, Metazoa, Arthropoda, Insecta, Diptera, Muscidae. The transcript is spliced from 3 exons. Gene Ontology annotation, cellular component: lysosome; CORVET complex. The record is from RefSeq and is a predicted model, not a curated record. Gene Ontology annotation, biological process: intracellular protein transport; vesicle-mediated transport.
UAAAGCAGCCCUCAAACAUUUGGACAACUCGGGGAAAAAACAUGCAAUCUUCAACGUUGGACAAGAAAUUGCAAGGAUUUCAAUUAAUUGCUCAGGAAAAAUUACAAGCCAUACUAUGUUCAAUACCGGGCAAGAAGGAUUUAAUUAUAGAGCCCAAUCUGAUUAAACCCUUAGAGCACAUUUGCGCAGCAUCCUGGCUAAAACUCAAAGGUAUACAACGCAUCUUUAAAUUAGAUGCCAGUAAUGCUAUUACCCGUUCGCCGGAUCAAGUCCAGUUGUAUAUGAUACGCAGUGAAUUGGCUACGUUUGGUCGUGUCAUGGAACAAAUCAAAUUAAUUCGCAAUACAGAAACCAGCAUUGGAGCAUGGUCAGAGGAUGCAACAUUUAAAUACUAUCAUGUGAUAUGUGUGCCUUCUUGUUUUGCUUAUUUCAUGCAAAUGCUGGAGCAUGAAGGCCUUUAUGGCAUAGUCGGUUUGCAUAGAUACAACUGGGAUUUUAUUCAUUUAGACGAGGGUGUUCUAAGCAUGGAAGUACCAAAUGUGUUCUCCUCAGUCUAUACGCGAGCAGACUGUUGCCUAUUACCAUCGAUAUCUCAGAGCUUGCGUGUUCUACAUAUUCUCUGUGGACGUCCAGACUUCAUAUUAACCUAUGGUGUUCAUUCGGAAAACAUUUUAAAAAUGCUUAACAACUUAGGUCCUUUGCCCAAGAACUCAAGCGAACAAAAGGAUAUAGAUUUUGCCGCAAUGUUAAUAAUAGACCGAGAUAAAGACUAUGCAUCGCCAUUACUCACACCAGCCAUAUAUGCGGGCCUCUUGACAGAGGUGUUCAGCACCAAUGCUGGUAUACUUGAAUUGGAUUUGAGCAAAAAUAAGAUAAAACAACAAAAACUAUCCAUCUUUUUGAUACCCCCCAAAAGGGAGAAGGAAAAGACCACAGGUAGUAAUGCACCUUCGAAAAAUGUAAAACCCACCACAAUACGUUUGAGCGGUGCGCAUGAUGAGAUCUAUGCAGAAAAUCGCUAUAAGCAUUUUUCCGCGGCCAGCAGUCAAAUACGCCAGCAAGCAAAGUCCAUUAGCAUGGAAUUGCACAAACUCAAUAAUAUGAAAUUGGAAGAGAUGCACGAUUAUGUCAAUCGCAAGUUGCCCAAGGUAACGGAGCUGAAAACCAAGCUGCUGAGGCAUUUAAAUGCCAGCGAAAAAGUCAUCGAAAUGUUGGGCAACAAUUAUCGGCGUGUGCAGAGCUUGGAGGAGGAUAUCUUGAAUAAUGUAUCGCGCAAGAAAAUAAUCGGCGACAUCGAUGAACUAUUGACCACUGAUGGUCAGAAAUAUAAUACUUUGCGAUUGUUGUGCCUUCUGCAUGUGUGUGCUGGCAUAACCACAGAUGAAUUGACACAAUUUGUGCGAAACUACUGCAACUACUUUGGCCUAAAAUAUUUGCCAAUUUUCCAAAAUCUGGCACAGGUGGGACUUUUACCAGCCAUAACAGAAGAAGGAGGCUUGGCAGGCUUCACAUCUUCAACUCCCCUCAAUAAGACGGCAACAAAGUUACUCUCCAAUAUACCACUUAAUAUACAAAAGUUCCAGCAAACUCCCUUCCAGGCCAAUGCCAAUCGUUUAAAGCUUAUGGUCUCCACAGCUGGGGCAGAUGAAAUGGAUAAUAUUUCGGUGGCUUCGGCCUCAUCAUCUUCGGUUUCGACGACAGCAUCCAAUGCAACAGUUAAUUCCCUAACAUGUCCCAGUUAUGUAUUUAAUCGUGUCUACAUACCGCUUAUAGCUCAGCUAUCAGCGUUUCUCUUGAAGUCUACGAGCAUGGAGGAUUUCACUUCUAAGCUGUCAAUGAUUGAUAAUAUACAAAUCAAUGGCCAGCCCAUGAAAUCCUAUGGUCAGAGUGUGAAACAGGGCAACACUAGAGAAAUACUGCCUCUGACAAAACGCCAAAUUCUAGUGUAUGUGGUGGGUGGUGUGACCUAUGCUGAAAUUGCUGCUUGCAACAUUAUUUCAAAGAUAACCGAAUCUCAGGUGAUAGUGGCUUCUGAUUCUAUAAUAUCGGGUGCUGACCUAAUAGCAGGCUCAUUCUAAAACCUCAAGUUGGCAGAUGGUGAUCGAGUUCGAUACCAGUGUCUUAUGUAUGGGCACAACUAAAAACGCACAUAUUCUAUUCUUUUUAAACCCUCCACCAUAGGAUGGGGGUAUACUAAUUUCGUCAUUCUGUUUGUAAUACCUCGAAAUAUGCGUCUGAGAUCCCAUAAAGUAUAUAUAUUCUUGAUCGUCUUGACAUUUUAAGUCGAUCUAGCCAUAUCCGUCCGUCCGUCCGUCUGUCUGUCGAAAGCACGCUAACUUUCGAAGGAGUAAAUCUAGGCGCUUGAAAUGUUGAACAAAUACUUUUUAUUAGUGUAGGUCAAUUGGGAUUGUAAAUGGUCCAAAUCGGUCCAUGUUUUAAUAUAGCUGCCAUAUAAACCGAUCUAGGGUCUUGACUUCUUGAGCCUCUAGAGGGCGCAAUUUUCAUCCAUUUUGACUGAAAUUUUGCACGUGGUGUUCUGGUAUCACUUCCAACAACUGUGUUAAUUAUGGCUCAAAUCGGUGCAUAACCUGGUAUAGCUGCCAUAUAAACCGAUCUUGUGUCCUGACUUCUUGAGCCUCUAGAGGGCGCAAUUUUCAUCCGAUUUGACUGAAAUUUUGCACGUGGUGUUUUGGUAUCACUUCCAACAACUGUGUUAGGUAUGGUUCAAAUCAGUUCAUAACCUGAUAUAGCUGCCAUAUAAACCGAACUUGUGUCCUGACUUCUUGAGCCUCUAGAGGGCGCAAUUCUCGUCUGAUUUGGCUGACAUUUUACAUGAGGUGUUUUAUUAAGACUUCCUACAACUGUGCUUAGUAUGGCGCAAAUCGGUACAAAACUUGGUAUAGCUGCCAUAUCAACCGAUAUUGGGUCUUCACUUCUUAAGCCUCUAGAGGGCGCAAUUCUCAUCCGAUUUGACUGAGGUGUUUUAUUAUCACUUCCAAUAACUGUGCUAAGUAUAGUUUGAAUCGGUUCAUAACCUGAUAUAGCUGCCAUAUAAACCGCCCUUGGAUCAUGACUUCUUGAGCCGCUGGAGGGUGCAAUUUUCAUCCGAUUUGGAAGAGUACAACGUUUUCUCUCAUGAUCUUCAACAUACGUGUCUAAUAUGGUCCGAAUCGAUGCAUAGCUUGAUAAAGCUCCCAUAUAAAGCGAUCUCCCGAUUUUGCUUCUUGAGCCCCUAUAAGAAGAAAUUCUUAUCCGAAUGAACUGAAAUAUUACACAAUGACUUCUACAAUGUUCGGCAUUAAUUUAUGGUCCGAAUCGGACUAUAACUUGAUAUAUGUAGCUCCAAUAGCAUAACAGUUCUUAUUCAAUAUUCCUUGUUUGCCUAAAAAGAGAUACCGUGCAUAGAACUCGACAAAUGCGAUCCAUGGUGGAGGGUAAAUAAGAUUCGGCCCGGCCGAACUUAGCACGCUCUUACUUGUUUUAGCCUAAAGUGGUGACAAAACAAAUCCCCUUCCAGAAUCAAACAAAUGGUCUUUCAACCAUAAUAUGAAAAUGCUUGGAAUAGUAGUUUGUUUCGGAAGUAGCUAGUUGACACACUUUGGCACUUAACUCUUCAUAUACUAAACUAUUUCUAUAUUUAUUUGAAACUUGUU